This is a messenger RNA of Colias croceus (clouded yellow), 1804 nucleotides long. It is a transcript of the gene mAChR-C, whose product is annotated as D(3) dopamine receptor. NCBI's taxonomy places the organism in Eukaryota, Metazoa, Arthropoda, Insecta, Lepidoptera, Pieridae. Gene Ontology annotation, cellular component: membrane. Gene Ontology annotation, biological process: G protein-coupled receptor signaling pathway. Gene Ontology annotation, molecular function: G protein-coupled receptor activity. The transcript has 5 exons. The record is from RefSeq and is a predicted model, not a curated record. Bases 325 to 1533 code for a protein of 402 amino acids.
GCCGACGCGACCGCACGUCACUCCACCCGAAAUUAUUAUCGUAUCGAAAUAAAAAUCCAAGUUUCAGUGAUCGCCCGCAGUGUUGACAAAACAAAAGUGGUUUAUGUAUUCUGUGAUGCGUAGUGGUUGUCGCGGAAAGUACUCUCACUCGUUUGUACUAAUGGAAACACCGUUGAGAUACCGGUGGUGCUCAAAAUAGGCGCGAUGCUCAAACCGUGUUAGUGUAGUGCAAAAAUGUGUGUGACGUUAAAUAUGUGCGUGUAAAAGUUCGACACGACGUCGAAUCUGUCGGAGCUAUCGCUGGCGCAAGCGACCAGCGAUGGUAUGGACUUUGUACUGGGCAACGAGAGCGAUGGCGGGUGGAACGGCACCGAGGCGGCGGCUCCCGACCUGUACAACUACUGGGCGUGGAGUAUCAUCGACGGCGCGCUCAUGCUGCUCAUUAUCAGCGGCAACACGCUCACCAUCCUCGCCGUCACCAUGAGCCGCCGCCUCUCGUCGCUCGUCUCCAACCAGUUCGUGCUCAACCUGGCCAUCUCCGACCUGAUGGUGGGCCUCACGCUGCCCUACCACCUCGUCUUCUACCUCAACGACGACUUCGGCAAGAUCAAGUGGUCGUGCCUCAUGAGAUUCAUUUUGAUAAUACUCGCGUGCCUCGCGUCCAUUUACAACAUCAUUGCGAUCGCGGUAGACAGGUACAUAGCAAUAGUCCACCCGCUGCACUACAGCCGGUAUAUGACGAAGCUGAUCACGCGGCUGCUGAUGAGCGCCACCUGGUCGGUAGCUUUGUGCAUCAGCUGCAUACCCAUCUUCUGGAACGACUGGCAGGACGGCGUGUCGUGUGAGAUGAAUGUAGUGGUCCCAAAAACGUACACAACGAGCAUCCUAGCGCCGAUGUUCUCGCUCAUCUGGAUGGUGAUGUUCAUCCUGUACUGGCGGAUAUGGCGCGAGGCGACGUGUCACGCGCGCCGCAUGCGGGCCAACACCUGCUGCCCCGCGGGCGCUAACGAUUGGAAGAGUAUUCAGGUGGUACUUCUAGUCCUGGGAUCUUUCUCAAUAUGUUGGAUGCCGUUCGUGGUGGUAGCGUAUGCGCAAACGCUACCGAUCGUCCGCCUUCAGAACCCCAUCGCCUACAGACUGACUUCAUCCCUAGCGAUGUCCAAUUCUGGCAUCAACCCUCUUAUAUACGCGUGGAAGAACGCUGGAUUCAGAGCGGCAUUCGCUAAUCUUCUGCGGUGCAAAAGACCAGAUACAUCCGAGUACAGGGGUUCACCAGCCCCGGAAAGGAAAAGGGGAUCUGUCGCUCUUCGCGAAGGCUCUAUCACACGGUCUACGCCACCGGCUGGUAUAUCAAGCUUCGGCGGAAGGCCAGCGCGUCUGGUCUACGUCGAGCACGAGCCAGACACAUCGCGGUGUAGAAUUAUAGAAAAUGCCGGAUACAUUGACAGCGAGCGAGGAGACACGAAUCCGUCUUACGCCCCGGACGGACCCACCCCUAUCCACAGGCCUACUCGAACCCCAGAUGUAGUGUAGUGUUAAUUUAAGCAUGAACAAUAGACAUUCUGUGGGAAAUGUGAAACGCUUCUAGUUUUAAUAUAGUUUUAGGUACCCUAUUGCUUUCGGUACCGACUUGUUCAAAUCUAAGCUCAAAUUUCUAAGGCUUUAUUGUUGAAAUUUUAUUCAAAUUCUAAUAUGUUUCCUGCCGAUGGAUCAAAUGUACGGAUGAACUCUGUUUAUCUUUGAAAUGUUUAAAAUAGGUUUAAAUAAAAUUUGAUGUGUAAUUAUAAUAUUAUAUAACUUAUGA